Molecule: messenger RNA, 2538 nt
Organism: Auxenochlorella protothecoides
Lineage: Eukaryota; Viridiplantae; Chlorophyta; Trebouxiophyceae; Chlorellales; Chlorellaceae
Product: Putative serine/threonine-protein kinase/receptor R818
Exons: 8
Coding region: 1-2538 (845 amino acids)
Biological process (GO): protein phosphorylation
Molecular function (GO): protein kinase activity; ATP binding
Source: RefSeq, a predicted model, not a curated record
AUGGAGGGCCAGACGGGGGCACUGCCCCCCGACCCCGGCACGGGCCUCGCGCCGACCUACCACCCCACUGCUGCAGGCAUGGCCACCUCGGGCCACCCUUCGGGCGGCUCCAGCGUGUCCGUGGGUGCCAGCCCCUGGUCCACCAUGACCAGCACCCAGUCGGGGUAUGUGGGCGUGCCCCAGCCCCAGCCGUCCCCCUUUGGCAUGGGCGCCGUGCCAGGGCUGGGCCCCGACCCGGCCGCGGUGCCGGGGCUGGGCGUCCCCCACCAUGCCACGGGCGGUUGGCCCUCGGGCGGGCAGCCCGUGCCAGCGGCCGCCUGGCAGGGCUUCCCCGCGCCUUACGUCGCCACGGCCCCCGCCCCGGGCCCGACGGUGGCGGCACAGCUUGGCGCCGGCCCCGCCAUGUUCCAUGCCGGCGCCCUCCACACGGGCCUGCACCCGGGCGUGGCGGCGGCCUACGGCGGGGUCUCGGCGCCACCGACGGCCGCGGCGUACCUGCAGCCCGGCCUGGGCGCGUUCCCGGGCCUGCCGGCGCAGCCCCCCUUCCCCGGCUUCCCCUCAGGCUUGGGCGGCUGGCCGGGCGUCCCCACCCACGCCUACCCCGGGUUCCCCGCCCCCGCCGCAUACCCUGCGGCAGCCGGGCUGGCGCGGCCGCCCCUGGCCCCGCAUGCAGCGGCCGCGCUCCCACCGGGCCACCCCACCUACGCCACGAUGCAGGGCCUCCCCUCCGGCUCCGUCGCGCUGUCCACCCACGCGGAGCCAAGCACGAGCGUCGGCGGGCUGGCCGCGCGCGACCUGGACAUCUCGAGGGCCUCGGCCCACUCCAACCCCUCCGUGGCCUCGCUGCGCUCUGAUCUGCCUGCCCCCCUCGCGAGCAGCCCCCGCACCUCCGCCAGCUUCCAAGGCCUGGGGAGCGGCGUGUACGGGUCCAUGACCCCGCUGUUUGCGGUGCCACAGGCCGCGCUGUCCCAGGCCACCGCCUCCCAGCAGCGGCUGACCGCCGCGCUGCACGCCGGCGGGGCGCAGAUGGCCAUGAUUUCCGACCCCGCGGCCCAGGCGCUGGCCGCCGCGCAGCUGCACGUGCGCUCGCUGGGCGAUCCGGGCCAGCUGCAUGGCCUGCCGGGGCGGCCGCCCUCCUUCCCCGGCGUGGCGCCGGCGCCGGGCGUCGCGUCAGGCGGCUUGCCCCCCUUUGUGAGCGCCCAUCCUCCGGCGGCGCCCUCCUCCCGCCUGCCGUCGGUGGGUUCCGUGAACGCCAGCGCCGCGCCGACGGGGACGACCACGGGCACGUCUGCCACGAGCGCGGGCCUGGGCUCCAUCCCCUCCUGGCUCCUGCACGCUCAGACGGGGACGAUGAAGGUGGUGGUGACCAGCGGCGGCGCCUUUGCGCGCCUCACCUCGGUCGAGUUCGACUACUCCGGCGGCGAGACGCGGCUGGUCACCGUCCCGGUCGGCUGCGACCUGUCCACGCUGCGCGAGACCUUGGCGCGCCUGCCGUCGGACCCCUCGGUCUGGGUGGACAUGCUGGACGACGAGGACGUGCAGAUGAUGUUCGACGAGUGGGCGGAGUUCACGGGCGGGCGGCGCAGCGCGGCGCGCAUGCACAUCUUCGUGGAGUGGCAGCGCCGCGGCACGGGCGCCUCGGCCGGCGAGGCCGGGGUCACGCUGUCGGGCUCGCGCUCGCUGCGCGUGUCGGCGGGCCUGGGCCGCGUGGAGACGGUGCGCGAGGUGGACGAGGACGCGAGCUCCGGGUCCAUGGCGGCCGAGGCGCUGGCGGUGCAGGCCGCCAUCGACAGCGAGGAGGGCGCGGUGGCGGCGGCGGCGGCCGCGCGCGCCGAGGGCGCCGGCAGCGGCACGCCCGCUCGCCGCGGCCGCCGCUCGCUGGACGUGCGCGCCAUCAUGGAGAAGAUGGAGCUGAUCAUGGCGGAGGACGUGACCCUGGUGCGCUUCCUGGGGUCGGGCGGGUACGGCGACGUGUACCUGGGGCGCUGGCACUCCUGCGAGGUGGCGGUCAAGUGCCUGGCGCCCAGCCUCUUCUUCCAGGGCGGGGACACGGGGCGCGUGAACCGCGCCGCCAUCGCCGACCUCAUCCGCGAGGCCGACAUGCUGGGGUCCAUGCGCCACCCCAACAUCGUCUGGGUGUCAAAGCAGAAGGUAGACACGUACGUCAGCGGGGUGACCAGCCAGCGCGGGACGCUGCCCUACACUGCGCCCGAGGUCAUCCGCACGCCCAACCGCGUGACGGAGAAGGCCGACGUGUUUUCCUUCGGCGUCAUCAUGUGGGAGCUGUGGACCGGGCGCGAGCCGUACGAGAACCUGAACUACCACGCCCUCAUGCACCAGCUGGCGAUGCCCGACUCCCACGCCCCGCCGGAGUUGGCCCCGGGCUGGCGCGUGCUGCUAGAAAAGUGCUGGGCGGAUGACCCCGACGAGAGACCCAGCUUCCCUGACAUCGUGAAGGAGCUGCGGAACAUGGUGGGGGUGCUGAGGGCCGAGGCCCGCAGCGCGUCGGCCCGCCUGGCAUCCAACGCCUCGGCCUGA